AUGUUACAAUACAAACAGCUACAGGAAGCUGCAUUACAUUUACCCACCCAGCUACUUCCUGUAGUUCUAGUUACUGUGUGGUCGCAGCAGUCAUGUGUCGUCAGUGGUCCUUGUUCUGGAAAGGAACUAGCUAUUACACUUACACUAUCAGGAAUCAUAAGGAAAGGAGGCUCCUAUUACUGUGAAGAUCAUGUACAAAACACAUCACUGCAUUUACGAGUAAAGGAGAAAAAUUCAGUUGUACUGAACAAGACAAUGUCUGACAAGAACCAAACCUCAGACCUUCCGAAUGCACAUGGAGAUAAAGAUAACUCUGAUAUAGUGAAAAUUGAGAUAACAGAAGAUCUGUGUGUGAUGCGUCAGCUGGGAGCCCUGGAUGAGGAAACCAGUGACAGUAUCAGCCCAGGCCGUAAGGAUACAACACCUUCAGAUGGCUCAGCAGUUGAGCACAGAGGAGAACCAUAUGUGUGUGAUCGCGCAAAGUCUGAGGAGGAUGAAGUUUCUAUAAAUACCUCUACAGGUGAUGUUAAGACUGAAGUCACACUUAAUGCUGAACAGACAAAUAAUCUAUAUGUAGAGAGUCAACUUGAAGCUGUGAAGCAGGAAAUCAGUGACAAUAUCAGUACAGAUGAAUUCACAAUCAAAAACUCUAGUCAUGGUCAGUGUGCUGAUGCUUCUUUCAAUCUUCUUCAAAAUCAAAGAAGCCACUUAGAAAAUGUAUGUUCUGAAUGUGGAAAAUGUUUUACUCUAAAAUCAUCUCUUAUUAGGCAUCAGAAAAUCCAUACAGGGGAAAAAGAAUUUUCGUGUUCUGAAUGUGGGAGAUGUUUUGCUUUGAAAUUAUCUCUUAUUAGACAUCAGAAAAUCCAUACAGGGGAGAAAGAAUUUACAUGUUCUAUAUGUGGGAAAUGUUUUGCUCGGAAAACAACUCUUAAUAAUCAUAAGAAAAUUCAUACAGGAGAGAACCAGUUUUCAUGCUCUGAGUGUGGUAAAUGUUUUACCUGGAAAUCAGCUCUUAAUAGACAUCUAAAAAUUCAUACAGGAGAGAAAUCAUCAUUUUCAUGGUCUCAAUGUUCUAAAUGUGGUAAAUGUUUUACCAGAAAAUCAUAUCUUAUUGACCAUCUGAAAAUUCAUACAGGAAAGAAAGAUUUUUCAUGUUCUGACUGUGGGAAAUGUUUUACUCUGAAAUCACAUCUUGUUACCCAUCAGAAAAUUCAUACAGGAGAGAAAGCAUUUUCAUGUUCUGACUGUGGGACAUAUUUUACUCUGAAAUCAGAUCUUAUUAGGCAUCAGAAAACUCAUACAGGAGAGAAAGCAUUUUUAUGUUCUGACUGUGGGAAAUGCUUUACUCAAAAAUCAGAUCUUAUUAGGCAUCAGAAAAUUCAUACAGGAGAGAAAGCAUUUUCAUGUUCUGAAUGUGGGAAGUCUUUUACCUUGAAAGGAAAUCUUGUUACUCAUCAGAAAAUUCAUAUUAAAGGAAUUCUGGGAAAUCAGAGUUUAACCAUUUAAAUGCAGAAGGCAGCAUGUAGUCGUCAUCUGCACUGUCUAGAGUGCAGCUUAUGGCUACAUUUCAAUCCUUGGAGGGGUUACACAUUUGGAGAUGUUUGAGACUCCCUCUGCACCUCAAGCACUUAAGAGGUGGCUCAGUGUGUUUUUCAUCCCCUGGGGGAUCUGGGCUCCAUAUAUAAGUUUAAAUAGUCAAUCGAUUAUCUAGCAUAAAUACAAUGUGUAUAUAUUUGAGACCCUAUUUGCAGAUCAAAGUUAUAUUAAUAUACCCAAAGUCCCUUAUUUAUAUGUUGAUAAACUCUUCUUUGACAUGCAGGUACAGUUGAGAGCAUUUUAGUCUGGUUAUCACUGACACAGAGUUUUUCUAGAUGUAAUUUAAAUUGGACAAAACUGCCAAAAGUUCUUGUCUGGAUUAGCAUAGCCCAUUGGCUUCCUAAAAUGCUAAAAUUUAACAAAAACACAUUUUAUUUUUUAUUUUUUUCAAUUGCUAAUUGUCUGUAGAAAAUCACUGAAUCAUUCUCCAUUUCUGCUUAUGUUAGAAAGGUUACCUAAAACAGUUAUAGAUCUACAAAGGUUUUGACUAUGGAAUUGGUAAAAUAAAACUCACACAGUAUUGUUUACAAUUUUGUUUAUUAAAAUUGCAAUGCAUUUUUUACACAUUUUGCUCUAGAUUUCUCACGUCAUAAUAUAUAAAUAAAAAUAGAAUAAUGUUAGGGGUCUGUUGAAAUAAUAAAAAAACAAUAUAUGA
Bombina bombina (fire-bellied toad) is the source of this 2251-nucleotide messenger RNA. RefSeq names its product gastrula zinc finger protein XlCGF26.1-like. The record is from RefSeq and is a predicted model, not a curated record. The coding region runs from base 1 to 1506 and encodes 501 amino acids. The transcript has 6 exons. Lineage: Eukaryota; Metazoa; Chordata; Amphibia; Anura; Bombinatoridae. Gene Ontology annotation, biological process: regulation of cytokine production; regulation of immune system process; negative regulation of transcription by RNA polymerase II.